AUGGAUGCUUGCCCUUCUCCGGGGACAUCGUGCCCAUCACCUUCGCUCUCAUCGUUGUCCGACGUCAGUUCCCCAGAGACUCUGAACACACCAGACACUCAAAAAUCUGUUCUCUUUGACGAUGACGUUGUCGAAGAUCCAUUGGAUAUUGCUGGCCGAAACGCUCGGGUCAUCAUGGUUGUCGGAGGUCUGGGGUAUGUCGGAUCGCAUACUGUUCUAGAGUUACUGAAAGAUGGGUAUAACGUGCUUAUCAUCGAUGAUCUGAGCAAUUCAUACCAAAGCGUUCUUCAUCGCAUAAAAGCUUUGGCGGCAGAUUACUUCGCGACUCUCGAUCGAUCCAUGCCUGAACUCCACUUCCACCGGUUAGAUUACAGAAGUCCUUCAAUGAGGUCGAUACUAGCCAGCUACUCAAUCCACACUUUUGGAACUCAGAUGGAAUACGAUGUACCACCUAGUGCGAUUUGCAAUCUGACAUCGACUACGAUUGAAGAGAAAAUGCGACUUUCAGCGCCAGCACAUGAACAUCAAAACGAACAUCUCGUUAGACGACAAUCCAAAAUCUCAGGUGUAAUACACUUUGCAGCAUUCAAAUCAGUCGAGGAGAGUAUUCGGAAUCCUUUGAAGUAUUACGCGAACAAUGUCUGUGGAUUGGUCGAUUUUCUAGUUCUUCUCCAGGAGUUUGGCGUCAAAAACUUGGUGUUUUCGUCAUCAGCAACGGUAUAUGGCGACCGCGCAAAAUCCGGCAUUCCAUUGAGGGAAGAGUUUUGCGUACAUCAUCCAGAGACUUAUUUAGACGACGACGGAUGUGAGAAGACUUCAAGACCUGGCGCUCUCGGGCUUACAUCUCCUUACGGCCGGACGAAGUUCAUGUGCGAGGCGAUUCUUGCGGAUAUUGCGAAAUCCGAUAGGUCGUGGUCGAUUAUAUCGCUUCGCUACUUCAACCCAGUUGGUUGUCAUGAGUCGGGACUGCUCGGCGAAGAUCCAAGACAAAGGCCCAGCAAUCUCAUUCCGGUGAUUGCAACGGUGCUUACAGGUACAAAACCAGUCUUGGAGAUUUUCGGCACAGACUGGGAAACGUCAGACGGCACUGCGGUUCGCGAUUUUAUCCACGUUGUAGACUUGGCACGCGGCCACCUAGCAGCGCUCACCGCAACGGCUUCUGGCGCCAUCGCAGAGUCUUUUCGGACAUUUAAUCUCGGU
Molecule: messenger RNA, 1200 nt
Organism: Mytilinidion resinicola
Lineage: Eukaryota; Fungi; Ascomycota; Dothideomycetes; Mytilinidiales; Mytilinidiaceae
Product: NAD(P)-binding protein
Exons: 3
Biological process (GO): beta-D-galactose catabolic process via UDP-galactose, Leloir pathway
Cellular component (GO): cytosol
Molecular function (GO): UDP-glucose 4-epimerase activity
Source: RefSeq, a predicted model, not a curated record